Tricharina praecox is the source of this 336-nucleotide messenger RNA. RefSeq names its product Cupredoxin. The record is from RefSeq and is a predicted model, not a curated record. The transcript has a single exon. NCBI's taxonomy places the organism in Eukaryota, Fungi, Ascomycota, Pezizomycetes, Pezizales, Pyronemataceae. The annotation marks the transcript as partial.
ACGCACACCGUCGUAGUCGGCGGUCCCGGCCUCCUCGCCUACACUCCUCCGGAGAUCCACGCCAAGAAGGGCGACAAGAUCAUCUUCGAGUUCCUGCAGCUGAACCACACCCUGACCGAGAGCGACUUCGACGACCCCUGCAAGAACAACGGCGGCUUCGACACCGGCUUCGUCCCCAACUUCGAGAACAAGCGCGGCAUCACCCGCGAGCUCGUGGUCAAGGACGAUAAGCCCCAGUGGUUCUACUGCAGACAGGCCAAUCACUGCCCCCAGGGCAUGGUCUUCGCCCUGAACCCCAACCACAAGAACACUUUCGCCGAAUUCCAGGCUGCCGCC